Molecule: messenger RNA, 1275 nt
Organism: Pyricularia pennisetigena
Lineage: Eukaryota; Fungi; Ascomycota; Sordariomycetes; Magnaporthales; Pyriculariaceae
Exons: 4
Coding region: 1-1275 (424 amino acids)
Biological process (GO): nucleotide-sugar metabolic process
Molecular function (GO): dTDP-glucose 4,6-dehydratase activity
Source: RefSeq, a predicted model, not a curated record
AUGGGUUUGAGCAGCGACAGCAAUGGCCAUGGCAAUGGCGCCGGUGGUCCCAAUUUCUUCGAGGACUAUGGCGUGUGGAAAGAGGCUCCUAUCCUGAAGGGUACCACCGAGUUUGAGCCACUUCCAGAUGUCAAGAACAUCAUGGUGACAGGGGGUGCUGGCUUCAUAGCAUGCUGGCUCGUACGGCACCUCGCCCUCACCUAUCCUCACGCCUACAACAUAGUGUCAUUUGACAAACUGGACUAUUGCUCUUCACUCAACAACACCAGGGCGCUGAAUGAAAAACGAAACUUUAGUUUCUACCAAGGAGAUGUCACCAGCCCCACUGAGGUCAUGGACUGCCUUGAGCGAUACAACAUCGACACAAUUUUUCACUUUGCCGCACAGUCGCACGUCGACCUGAGCUUUGGUAACUCGUACGGCUUCACGCACACAAACGUCUAUGGCACCCAUGUCCUGCUCGAGAGUGCCAAGAAGGUGGGCAUCAAGCGGUUCAUCCACAUAUCGACAGACGAGGUCUAUGGUGAGGUCAAGGACGAUGACGACGACCUGCUAGAGUCCAGCAUCCUUGCCCCCACGAACCCUUAUGCUGCAAGCAAGGCCGCUGCGGAGAUGCUGGUGCACUCUUAUCAGAAGAGCUUCAAGCUCCCCGUCAUCAUUGUGCGUAGUAACAACGUAUAUGGGCCCCACCAGUACCCGGAGAAAAUCAUACCAAAAUUCUCAUGUCUGCUACACCGUGGCCAGCCGGUGGUCCUGCAUGGAGAUGGCAGCCCGACACGCAGGUAUUUGUUCGCCGGCGAUGCAGCAGACGCGUUCGACACAAUUCUGCACAAGGGUGAGCUCGGACAAGUCUACAACGUUGGUUCUUACGAUGAGAUCUCCAACCUUGAUCUGUGCGACAAGCUCCUCACUGAGCUCAAGAUCCCCCAUGAGACGACCGAAGGGUUCCGCAAGUGGGUAAAGUACACGCACGACCGGCCGUUCAACGACCACCGUUACGCCGUGGAUGGCACCAAACUGCGACAGCUUGGCUGGGAUCAAAAGACAAGUUUCGCCGAGGGCUUGAGCAUCACGGUGGAGUGGUACCGCAAGUUUGGAGAGAGGUGGUGGGGGGACAUCUCAAAGGUCCUCAGCCCGUUCCCCAUCGUGCAGGGCAAGGAGGUCGUGUCUGACCGUGAGCCGGUCACGGAUACGCCGCAGGAGCCUAUUGAGAAGAAGCGCAAGAUCAGCCAGGUGAAUGGCAAGUUGAACGGAAACGGGAUUACACAUCAUUGA